CCCAUUAUUCAUUCCCCCACCCCCACACACACACAUCAUGUUAAACAUAAACUUGACACCAGGUGAUAAAGUUGGCUGUUUGGCUGUUGACAGUAAAAAGAUGCUGCAGUCACAAGACGCAGGAUUUUCAAAGAAGAGAAACAAGCCAAUCUGGCACCGAGCAGCGUUUAUUCCUCUCACUUCAGCUCGGUGACGUUUUCCUCCAGUUGGACUCGGCCCUUCUGGGUUUUAACCAAAGUCCAUCCAGCCCCCGCUCCCUCGUUAAGGCCCAACUGUUCUUUGUACUGCACGACUUGUUGGUGCUUUUCCCAUUAGGAGACCUCCUCCAGGUGAGGCUUUACAAGUUGAAUAAAACAAACCCACCCGUUAACUCUCCUGACAUGCACACACCUGUGGAGAAUCAGUGGACAUGCAGCAGGAAUGUUUUCCUCCUGCGAUUACAGAGAAACUCAGAGAGUUGGUUUUUUUUAUUGCAGAGCUCUCUCCGGUGAGACUUCUAAUUCUUAUUUUCUCUGUAUGAGCUUUAAGAUUUCAAUUUCAUCUCCAGGGCAAUUUAUUUAUAUAGUAUACAGCAUGCCAUAAAGGCUUAACUGCAGCACUUUCAUGUGGGUUAUUUUGUUGCCUGCUGCAUGUGUGUGUGUCAGUGUGUGUCAGUGUGUGUGUGUGUGUGUGUGUGUGUGUGUGUGUGUGAGUCUGGGGCUGGCACUGCUUGGAUUUGACAUGGCCUGACUACAAAAACAUGCAGCCCAGCCUGUAGGUUCUGUUAAUUGUCCUCUGUGGACCCGGUUCGAGCUGCACAAGGUCAAAGACAAUGUUUUGCUCCCUGUCCAGAGGACACUGAGAUCCGCUUUCAUUCAGGUCUGGGGGGUAAUUAAGGGACGCGGUAGAUUGGCUUCUUAUUUAUCUCCUGUUUGCAUCUCUGGCUCCAACUCGCCGGGCUGCAUGUCAGGAUGCAGAGCCGGGCUUAAAGUUUGCUGUCACAUGGGGGUAACCGGUGAUUUGCUGCCCCUCGUGUGGACAUAGAUACCGGGGGUUACACGUCGUUUGGACCGGGACCAAAUCUCACCUCGUUGCGUCUCUAAGUGUUUGAAUCCUCCAUGUAUUUACCGAGCUGCACCUUCCCGUCCAAGUCCGACUUUGGCUCCGUCCCGCCGCCGUUUCUCACGGAGGGUGGCGCGGCGCUGCUGGAGCACAGCGGCGCGUCGGCGCGGUACCGGGGCUGCUGCUUCCACGAGCCCCUGCAGCAGUACCCUCCUCCGGGCAAGUGGACCCUGUACCAGUCCACCCGGCCCAUCACCUCCCCACCGCCCUCCUGCUUCAGCCUCCCGGGGGAGGCCGUGUACCACCAGGGGCUCGCGUCCCCGCCGGAGAGCCUCUUCAAAGGCGGUAAGGAGUGCUUCCUGAGCGGGGGGCCGGUUUGCGGGGGGCCGGUCUACGGCGCGUCGGACCCGCGUCUUCACGCACACGCGUUCGCCGGCGACCCGCGGAGCUUCCCCGGGAGAUACGCGACGUACCACCCGGACUCGCAGCUCCUCUUCCCGGCGGCGCGGAACGGAAUCCUGCUGCCGGUGUUCGACCACUUCAUCGCGGAGGAGGCGGAGGGUCCGAAGACCGGGACCGCGGACCGGGAGAAGGAGACGAGUCGGACCGGUUGGACGAGCUGUCCCAGCGGGGAGAGCGGCGAGGGGAGGCCGGUGUCAGAGUCGCCGCUGACGGGGAAGGAGGACGACGAGGACGCGCCCUCAUCCAGCGGCGCUGGAGGAGACUGCAGCCAUGACCGGACAGAGUCCUCUGGGAAGAGGAAGAAGCGCUGUCCUUACACCAAGCAGCAGAUCAGGGAGCUGGAGACAGAGUUUCUCUUCAACAUUUACAUCAACAAGGACAGACGCAUGCAGCUGUCCCGCCUUCUGUUCCUGACAGACCGGUGAAAAUCUGGUUCCAGAACAGAAGAAUGAAAGAGAAGAAACUGAAAAGAGAGAGAGUACAGUACUACACACAGUACCACCUGUUCUGACGCAGGGACGAGGGGGAUGGAAGUAAAAGACGCUCCUUUUUUUUUUAAUGUCAUUCCCAAAAACUGUGCGCGUGUGACAACCCUGCAAACACUGUCACUGCAGCGCAUUUUCAUUCCAGUCACGUCGGCGUGAAUAAAGAUAGGAGCAAACAACCCUGCUCCUUCAGGAGGAGAACUCCAAGGCUCAGGUUUAGGCCCGAUGAAGAAUCUGCUCUUUUAAAGAAUGUGUCUCGCUCUUGAUCCUCCGUCAAGAAAAGCAUUGAAAAUGCUCCGCUCGCCUUAUGUGCACCCGUCAGCCCUCUGAAGUCAUGUGGCUCACUGUGAAGGAAUUAACGCUCUUUCUGUCUUAGGCCUUUAUGUUCUGUAAAUACCAGGAAAUUACCACAUACUGUACAUUCUUUGAGAAACUAAAUAGGGAAACAUCAACUUCAGACGUACUGUGGCUGCUUAUAUCCAUGUCCAUGGAGACUCAUGUAUUGGGACUUUUGGUUGUUUCUUUAAUGUUGAUUUGCACUGCUUAUCUAUCUAUCUAUCUAUCUAUCUGUCUAUCUAUCAUCUAUCUAUCUAUCUGUCUAUCUAUCAUCUAUCUAUCUAUCAUUCUUUCUAUCUUUAUCAAUAUAUGCACACUUAAAAGAUGAAGACAAUGUACUUAUAUAGAUAUUUGACAACCUGAUCAGACCUGAAUUUGGUGUCAAAACCUUGAAAUUAAAUAAAUCAAGUCAUUAAAAAUUAGCAAAUCACUUUAGACACUUUUCAAAUGUGUUAGAAUAAGAAAACAUCUACACAAACUUCAUAGCUAUUGUUUAUCCUAAUUGAAGAUGUGUGACAGUGCCAUCAGAAGCCGUUCACAGGGUGUUGUCCUAUUGUUUUAUAUAGUAAUAAAAUGAAAAAUUCAA
Molecule: messenger RNA, 2910 nt
Organism: Hippoglossus stenolepis (Pacific halibut)
Lineage: Eukaryota; Metazoa; Chordata; Actinopteri; Pleuronectiformes; Pleuronectidae
Product: homeobox protein Hox-D11b
Exons: 3
Coding region: 1098-1928 (276 amino acids)
Biological process (GO): anatomical structure development; regulation of transcription by RNA polymerase II
Cellular component (GO): nucleus
Molecular function (GO): RNA polymerase II cis-regulatory region sequence-specific DNA binding; DNA-binding transcription factor activity, RNA polymerase II-specific
Source: RefSeq, a predicted model, not a curated record